AUGGCAAUCAGCACGGACUGGCAGGGGAUCCCGCAGGUAACGCACCCCAGGCUACACGUAGGCAAGUGGAGGCGGAAACCACUGCGGUCAAGCUGGGAGCAGCUCAGCAAAUACCAUCUGCAGUUCCCUGACGACUCGCUCAAGACCGCCCUCAGGAUGACCGCCAGCCAGCGGAACACCCUGAGGAACGUGCACGGGCUCUCGACAGCGGCGCUGGUCUUGGGGACGCAGCCCAAGAUCCCCGGCGCCCGCUGCGACGAGGACUUCGGCCUGCUCUCCCAGUGCGAGAUCUGCCUGGGCAGGCAGAGGCCCCGAGCGGUGCGCGUCGCAGUGCUGCCGAGGGCCAAGAGGUUCAACGAGGUGAUCUGCACCGACGUCUACUACAUCACGUGGAAGAAGAUGAAGGAGAGGAAGAUCCUGGCCAUUAUGGGCGAGUUUACGCGCUACGAGUUUGACUAUCCGAUCUCGAAGGAGACGUUUCUGAAGGAGUCGAAGCUAUGGGAGAAGCGGUGGAUCAGCUGGCGCACGCGCGACUGGAUGAACAAGCAUGGCAUCAAGCUCGACCUGAUCCCGAAGGGUACGCACCACAGGCUACACGUAGGCCUAGUGGAGCGGAACCACGCGGUCAGCUGGGAGCAGCUCAGCAAAUACCAUCUGCAGUUCCCUGACGACUCGCUCAAGACCGCCCUCAGGAUGACCGCCAGCCAGCGGAACACCCUGAGGAACGUGCACGGGCUCUCGACAGCGGCGCUGGUCUUGGGGACGCAGCCCAAGAUCCCUGGCGCCCGCUGCGACGAGGACUUCGGCCUGCUCUCCCAGUGCGAGAUCUGCCUGGGCAGGCAGAGGCCCCGAGCGGUGCGCGUCGCAGUGCUGCCGAGGGCCAAGAGGUUCAACGAGGUGAUCUGCACCGACGUCUACUACAUCACGUGGAAGAAGAUGAAGGAGAGGAAGAUCCUGGCCAUUAUGGGCGAGUUUACGCGCUACGAGUUUGACUAUCCGAUCUCGAAGGAGACGUUUCUGAAGGAGUCGAAGCUAUGGGAGAAGCGGUGGAUCAGCUGGGCCGGCAAGCCUAAGACGAUUCGCAUGACAUGGGAGCAUGGCAUCAAGCUCGACCUGAUCCCGAAGGGUACGCACCACAGGCUACACGUAGGCCUAGUGGAGCGGAACCACGCGGUCAGCUGGGAGCAGAUCAGCAAAUACCAUCUGCAGUUCCCUGACGACUCGCUCAAGACCGCCCUCAGGAUGACCGCCAGCCAGCGGAACACCCUGAGGAACGUGCACGGGCUCUCGACAGCGGCGCUGGUCUUGGGGACGCAGCCCAAGAUCCCUGGCGCCCGCUGCGACGAGAACUUCGGCCUGUCGGACCAGGCCGCGUUGGUCGACCCCAAGAGCGAGGUGCACGAGAUGAUGAUCAGGAGCACGGCUGCCGCGACUGCCUUCGUCGAGGCCAACUGUUCGCGCGCCGUGCGAGCGGCGCUGCUGGCGCGCAGUAGGCCACCGAGGAGGAACUACGAGAUCGGCGAGUGGGUCUACUUCUGGCGACCCGAGCAGAUGCAGGGGCUGGAGAAGUGCCAUUGGCACGGCCCAGCUCUGGUCAACGAGGACAACGUGAUGCAUACAUCGGUGGUGUGGGUGACUCACGGGCGCGCGAUCUACCGCUGCACCGCGGAGCAGCUUCGCCCCGAGCUGCCGGGCGAGGGGCGCUUGCCCCAGUACGACGACCACAUGGACGACAUGGGCGAGCAGCAGCAGCCGCGCGCCCAGGCGCCCAUGGAGACGGACGAGACCGACGGCCCGACAGGAGCAGCUGCCGCGGCGGCUCCUGGAGAUCCUCAGCCGACGACGGCCGGCGAGGACGAGGAUGACGGACCAGCUGCGGCCAGCGCCGGCGCGUCUGGCAGCGCUGCGCAGGAGCACAGCAGGUUCCACAUCGAGGCGAUGGCCAAGAGGAGUGUCGAGGAGGCCGAGAAGCUGGACGGCAUCCCGCUGGCCAAGCGCGCCCGCCUGUCGCGGGCGAAGCUCGCCCCACAGAGCGAGGAGGCUGCGCUCGCCGACGAGGUGGACGACGAGAUGCUGCUGUUGGAGGAGUCCACCGAGACGGUCUACAUGCUGGCCUUCAAGAGGAAAGCCCCCACCAUCGUGGAGGGUAGGCAGACGCCCGAGGAGAAGGACCAGUUCUACGCGGCGAAGCUGGAGGCCCUCGAGGUUUUCAAUCGCAACGACGGCUGGGAGCCCAUCAACGAGGCGGAUGUGGAUCCCGGAGCCUGCUGCCCCCUACGCUUCCUGCUCAAGUGGACGAUGAAGGAUGGGCAGAAGGUGGCCAACGCGCGCGUACUCUACCAACGGUUCAAGCACCGCGACGUCGCCGAGGGCCAGCUCGACAAGGAGGCGCCGACACUCAGCAGGCUCGGCCGACACACGGUCAUGCUCUGGGCGUCUCUAAGGAAGUGGAGGUUGUUCAGCGCGGACGUCAAGUUCGUAUUUCUGCAGGCUGAGGGCGUGAGCGUACGCGGAUUCAAGCUGUACGCAAGCCCGACGAAGGAGAUGAGGGAGAUGAUCUCUCACCAAAUCGGCCUGCAACCUGGACAGCUGCUCAAGAUGAUCAAGGCGUGUUUCGGUGACCCGCGGUCGCCCAAGCACUAUCGUUCCGACGCAGUCGCAAAAGGGAUCGGGCUCAAGAACCACAAGCUCGAGGAUUGCCUGUUGUUGUCGUUGCGCCCAGCGAGGGUCGACGACGACCCGUUCGACGCGCGCAGCUUCGAGGGCCAGACCUACGUGGUGGAUGGCCUCAUCGGCAAGCACGUGGACGACUUCAUCGGGUGCGGCGAGGGCGAGACGAACGAACAGGACCUCUACGCGAAGCUUGACGAUACCGAGUGCUUCCACUCGCGGCAUGGGAUGCUCAACGAGAAAAUCAAGUUCGGGAAGUGGGAUUUCGGACCGAGUCUGGUUUUCACUGGAAACGAAGUGGAGCAGUCUCUGAGUACCUACGGCGUGACCCUCAAGUUCGAGAAGUACCUGCACGCGGUGAAGCCCAUCACCGUCGAGAAGCAUCGGAUAGUCGACCCCACGAGUGCGCUGUCGCCGAAGGAGCUGACGAACUGCAGGACCCUGAAUGCCCAAGGAGUGAUCAUAGCAUCGGCUACUGUGUCCUUCCGAGCUUCGGCGACAGGUCGAGCCACCGUGCAGGACCUCUUGGAUGCAAACAAGGACUUGCGCUUUCUGAAGGCCAACGCUGACGUAGGGCUGUACUUCGGGUGUGACAAGGCAUGGAGUCAAGUACGAGUUGGCAACUACACCGACGCAAGCUGGGCGAGCCGACGUGACGGAAGUUCGCAAGGAGGCUAUGCAAUCUUCAUUGGCCCCGCGGACGAGCUCGACGCCAGCACCCCCGCACCCUUCGUGGCCAUGGA
Messenger RNA from Prorocentrum cordatum, 3413 nucleotides. NCBI's taxonomy places the organism in Eukaryota, Dinophyceae, Prorocentrales, Prorocentraceae. The record is from the annotation of a GenBank genome assembly.